Messenger RNA from Argiope bruennichi, 6321 nucleotides. RefSeq lists its product as uncharacterized. Gene Ontology annotation, molecular function: DNA-binding transcription factor activity, RNA polymerase II-specific; RNA polymerase II transcription regulatory region sequence-specific DNA binding. NCBI's taxonomy places the organism in Eukaryota, Metazoa, Arthropoda, Arachnida, Araneae, Araneidae. The transcript has 7 exons. The record is from RefSeq and is a predicted model, not a curated record. Gene Ontology annotation, cellular component: nucleus. Gene Ontology annotation, biological process: regulation of transcription by RNA polymerase II. The coding region runs from base 186 to 5072 and encodes 1628 amino acids.
UGCGUUUCUCCCGGUUCGUUGUUUCGAGAAUAGUGUAAAUGCUUUGUUUAGUGAACUAUAAUUAUUAUAGUUUUCCUUUAUAAGGCGAUUCCUUUUAUUUAUUGGAAAAGCAGUGUGUCUUUAGCAUGCAGAAUUUACAUACUGUGGAACUUGAGCAAUAAAAGUUAUUUUGAAAGCAUUCCAAGAUGGCUGAAAAUGAUGCAAAUGACAUCAAUGAAAUACAAGACAAGUAUGUUCCAUUUCUGAAAAAACUUAUAUCAUUUUUGGAGAAAACAAACAAAGCUACACCUGAAAAUUUGAAUAGAUUGAAAUCUAUUUAUAGUGUUUUUACCACAUCACCUGUGAAGGAACAGAUUGAAGUUUUUCAGUCCAACAAGAAAAAGUUAGAAAAAUGGUUCAAUUCAUCCAAAAAGGAUAAGAUGGCUGAUGGAGGAACGUCUAAAGAUAAAAGAAGCCUUGACAUAGAAGAUACAGAUUCAUCUCAGGGUGCCUUUGAAAGUAAUGUUUCCAAAAAACCAAAGCUGUCUGAUUCUGCUGAAAAUCCCACAAUGAGUCCUGCUACUAUUGCUCAAAUAAAAAUGGAAAAGGCUGAUAAACCUAAAAUUGUUGAACCAUCUAGGCCUCUCAUUGUUACUAAUACAGUAACUGCAAUAAAAAGAAAUAUCCCUGCUUCUGCUCCCGCUCUUCCAGGCGAUGGAGACAAGAUUGUAUUUACAUGUGCCUCAUGUCAAUUCCAAACAUAUGAUGAGCAAGAAUUUAUGAAACAUACUCGAACAGACCAUCGUAGUGAUUUGUCAAUGUGGUGUAAACAGUGUGGCAAAUGUUUUAGUAAUGCUGGUGUUCUUGUUGCUCAUAUCAAGGAAAGAGGGUGCAAAAUGGAAGAAAUGAUAUACCGAUGUGGCGUGAAAGACUGUAGUUUUGAAACUACCAGUGGACAAACUUUUGUGCAUCAUUUAAGGCACUGUCAUAAAGGUAGUCCUUUCAUCUUUUGUGUUCAUUGUCAGAAGAUAUUUACUUUGCCACAUUGUCUCAUAUUGCACAUGCAGGAUGACUGUCCAUAUAAAGAUAAGAACCGCCGAAAUCCCGGAUCUGAUACUGCUGUUAAUGCUGUGCCAGUUACUCAACCUACUACUCCUGUUGUUGUAUCUGCCCCUGUGAAACCACAGGCUUCUAGCUUUCCAUCUAAAGCACCAACAAUAGCAUCUGUUGUUAGUACCACUCCUACAACACCUUCUGCAGGAGUUGUUCAUACACCACCUUCAGUAACUCGUGGUCGUGGUGCCUUGAUGCCAACAGCUCGAGGCCGUGGUCGAAGUAGGGGACGAGGACGUGGAAGGCCGCCUUCUGAAAGUAGUGAUUCUGAUGAUGCUGAUGAUCCUUUAUGGAAGCCUGAAGAAACUACAGGGGUGCAAACAUUGCGACGUUCUGGUCGUUGGGCCAAAAAAGUUAAUGAUGUAAUUAAUAUUGAACCUAAGCAGAGCAACAAGGGUUUAUCCCUUUCAGAAUUGAAUACAAAAGAGAUGCUCCGUUGCCCUUGCUGUGAUUUUAUGGCUGCAUUCAAGUCUGUUUUGCAAGAUCAUUAUAUUGCACAUCAUAAAGUUCCUAACAAAAAUGCAUGUUUGGUAUGUCAUUUGAAAUUUGAAGCCACCCAAGGUUUUCUUGAUCAUUUUGAAGAUCAUGCAAGUGGUAGGUUACCAAAUAAAGUGAUGGAAGCCAAAGACACAGAUGAAGUUUUAGCAGUGACUCCUCAAGACAAUUCAAAAAUUUGUUCUAACACUGAUUGUGAAAAAACAGAAAAAAAUAUACGUUCUAAUUCAUAUUCUUUUGAUAAAGAAUCUAUUAAAGGUGUUGUCAAGAAUUUAUCAGAAGCCAAGGUUGUGAAUCCAACAUCUGCUCAGUCGCAGUAUGUCAAAAUUCCAUAUCAGGCUGUCAUACAAGAUAAAAAUAUGAAGGAUAGCAGAUUGAAGAAGUUUGAAGAAUUAAAAGCUCCAAGUGAUUUAGUUGCUAUGUCAAAACCUGAUAAAAUUAAAUGUUUCUUCAAAUGUGUACUUUACAAUUGUUCAUUUACUACCCAUAAUAGCUAUGAAUAUUUAAGUCACUUGGAUUUAGAACAUUCAGGCAAAAGAUUGCACUGUAGCUUUUGCCUUAAAGAUUUCCUUACUGCUUCUCUAUUGACAGAUCAUUUAAUGAUUAAUCAUAGCAAACGGCAAUAUCAAUGUAACAAUUGUUUUUACAGAGCAUACAGUAAAAUUCAUGUUCAGAUUCAUAUAAAAAAUUUUCACUCAAAAGAUACAAACUCAGAAGUGCUAGAAUGUGACCCAAUUGAACUUCCGCCAAACAUAACAGUUGCAAGUGAACCAAACGAAGUUUUGGAUACCACCUGGCCAUUUGUUUGUGCAAUUGGAGACUGCAACUUCCAGACCUUUGAUCCUAAAGAAUUUAAAGUACAUAAUGAGACAAGUCAUCGAUCAGUGUCUGUAUUCUUUUGUCAUUAUUGCAAAGUUGAUUUUCUUUCUUUCAAAAGACUACUUAAUCAUUACAGACUACAUGGCAUUAAUACUUUUCAGUGUAAUUAUUGUAUUCAUGGAUCGGAAACAAAAGAUGAAAUUUUGUUACAUCUUUGUAAUACCCAUGCUGAUUAUCCUUUGAGAGCAUUUAUGCGAGGAACUGCAGAAGAUGCUUCUUCUGAAGCUAAACUUUUACCGUAUUCUGUUUGUAGUGAAGCGGAAAAGGCAAACAAGAAAAAUAAUUUAGAUUCUCAAAGACCUGAGAGCCCAACUUCUGAAAAUGAUGAUAAAAACAGGUUUGAUUAUGAAAGUCUUAUAUAUGAAGUUGUAGGUGAAACAUAUUACCCUAAGUAUUUAAAAAGCAUAUGCACAAAUUUGGUUUGUGGCAUUUCUGGAUGUAAAGAAAAGUUUGAAAACAUGUUAACUUACAUUGGACAUUUGAAAAAUUGUCAUACUGCUGAAAAUUUUCCAUGCUCUCAUUGUCCUGAUGUUUCUGAUACUUGGGAAGGAUUUAAAAAUCAUUUAAUGUGUCAUGGACCAGACUUAUAUUCUUGUGGUCUUGUGACAUGCGAUUUUUAUGACUGGGAUAAGAAGGCUGUGACAAAUCACUUAAAAUCUCAUCCAAAAACAGCUGCUAAAGUAGUAAUUGUUCGUGAACCUAUUGAAGAAAUGUUUGAUGAAAAUGAUGUGAAACAAAUUAAAUCUCUUCCUCAGUCUUGUCCAUUUAAAGUUGGUGAUGAAUUUUUCCAAUGUUGUUUCUGUGAGUAUAAAAGCAGUGAUAAAAGUGUUAUGAAAAAUCACAUUUAUCAAGAAUUGCAUUAUAAGAGAUUUUGCUGCAGUUCAUGCAAUGAAAAAUUUGUAAGCAGAAAAGAAAUUGAAGAACAUUAUUUGGAAAAACAUUCAAAGGUGGAGGUAAAAUGUUCUAUUAAUCCAUCUCAUGAAAUUGAAAAUAUUGUAAAGAAUAUUUUAAACAAAAAAGAUCAGUAUUUAUAUUCCAGUCCUAAACAGUGUGGUAAUUGCAACAAGAAUUUUAAGUCCCUGGUCCAGUGGCAAUACCAUGAAGUUCUAUGCAUGCAAAAUUUUUAUCAACCUUUUGUAUGCAGUCAUUGCAAAUAUAACUCUCACAGCCUGAAAAUACUUAAAUUCCAUGUGGAUGAAAAACAUUUUCCAAAACCUGUUGAGUUCUUUGAUGUGUCUAGUGUAGCUAUUGAACAUGAAAUAAGUAAUAAAAUUCAGCAAGCAAGAUUGAAGUUCUUGAAAACUUUUUGCAAUAAUGUAUCUACUACAGAUUCUGCUUUGUCUGUUAAAUUCUACGUAUGUAGUAGCUGUUCUUUUGAAUCCAAUCAUAAGUAUAAUUUAAAAAUGCAUGUUGAAAAGGAACAUAAAGAUAGCAAUGCUGAAAUUAAUAAAGUGUUUCGAGAUGUGAAACCUCUUGAGCUUAAUAGUUCUCAGUUAGAUGAAAAUUCUAAUGACAGCAUCAAAGCAUCGAGUGAGUCCUCGAAUGUUAAACGAUAUCGUUGUGGAUUUUGCAUCAAGAAACUUCCUACCCUGCAAGAAUUAGAAUCCCAUGUUGAAAGUCUCCACCCUGUCCGAGAGGAGAGAGAAUAUUCAUAUUAUUAUUCUCCAGAUCCGAAAGUUAAAUUAUCACCAGAUGACAAAGAAUUAUUUGAGUGUUCUUAUUGUAAAUCAGGCAAAGAAAAUCUCUUUUCCUUAAAAAAACAUUCAGAUCUGAUGCAUUCAGAAAGUCCAUUUAAAGUGCGAGGGUAUGUUAAUCGAUACCAUCAGAAGACCACUUCUUCCAUCAUUGCAUGUGGUUAUUGCUACCAAAGAUUAGACGGCAAAAGUGAUUUAAAACGACACACUGCUUUGUAUCAUCCCACUCUUCCCCAAAAGUCCAUUGGUGGCUUUAGAACUGAUCAACUCCCAAAAGGAUCUCUUGUUGAAUCUGAUGAUAUUCCAAAUAAGAGGAUGAAAUUAGGACCUAAAGUUUAUGUUUGUAGCCAUUGUGGUGCUGCUUUUGUUAAACAAGAGCAAGUUGCACUUCAUAAUAAAAAAACUCAUGCUCGCUUUAAACUUGAAUUCACUACUAUCAAUACUCUAUUAACUGAUGUGAAUUUUUAUAAGUGUGAAUUUUGCCAGUUUACUGCUGAGAAACAAUAUGUGGACACUCAUCUUGAAGCCAAGCAUAAAAUGAGAGUAACUUGCAAUUAUUGCAGCAAGCGAUUCGAAUUUGCUACUAGACUCAGGGAACAUCAUGAUAUAGCCCACAAUGGUCUUCCCAUCAAGUACAGUCAGGAAACCGUGGGCAUCAAAAAGGAAACUACACCACCUGUUUCGAAAAUCAUUAGCCAGGUAAAGCAGGAAACAAGACCUACGAGAAGCAAGAAAUCUGAGAUUCAAAAUUCCAUAAAAGAGGAUGACCUAAAGAACAUUUAUACUUAUGCUAGUGCUUCAGAUGGCAAUCUGACCAAAAUUUCUGUUUUGACUUUCUCAAAGUUGUAUAACAUUUUCCCUAAAGUUGUUUUAAAAGAUGUUUAUGAAGAUGACACCAUGAAAAAUUCUUGAAAAUUUCUCUUCCAAUUUGAAAUUUGUUAAGUUUUAUGGAAAUAUAAUCUGCAUUGAAAAUUUCAAGUCUUACAUCAGUAGUUUAAAUAUCAUGAUCAUUUAUACAAUCUAUUGUUCGUGAAGGUAUUUUGUUUGGAGGUUUCAUGUAUUUAACUAAAGCUUUAUUUUUAAAUGACGUUUUUGUGGAUAGUGCUGGAGUAAGUGAUUCAUUACAUAUUCGGAGCAUGUUGCUGCUUUCUCUCUUAAUGUAAAUUAAGUUUUUAAUUAUGUUCUUCAUAGUGUGAAAUUAAAAACAUUUUUCGUUAUUUUUUAAAUCUAAUUCACAAGACUGUAUGGUAACAAAAUUUAAAAAUUUUAUUGAAUGCAAGUUGGGUAUAUAUUUUAAUUCUAUAACAUAUUGAGUCAACAAUGUAUGCUGCACACUUUGCAAAUGAGGAUGCCCCCUCCCCUUCCAAUUUUUAGUAUAAUGUAGAUUAUGUACAUUUUGCUAAAACAUCCUGGACAUAUGAAUUGAUUUUCUUAUAAACUGUAACUGUUGGAUAAGACAGCAAAGUUGUCAAGAACCAAAAUCGAUGUUUCUAUAGAUUAUGCUAUAAAAUGCGUCAGUUAUGCUUAGCAUCUUAUUUAAAACUGAAAAUGAAAUAAAUAUUAUUUAUUUUAGUUAAUUAUUAGUAUUUUUAUGUAUAUUCAGUGAAUAAUUAAUGUAUUUUGGGACAGAUAUACUUUACACUAAAGUUUCUGUUAAAAAAUUCCAGGCUUUUGAAAUUUUAAUGAUUAGUAAAAAACUUGAGUAAUAAUUAUCUGUAAUAUAUGGUUAUAUGCAAAUUUUAAUACAUUUUCAGUGUGGGACUAGAUUAAUUUUUGGACAGAAUAAAGGAUAAUACAAGUGAUUUUAAUGUGCUAUUUUUAUUUAAUAAUUCCUCACCUUGCAUGCUUUCUAAUCGAAAUGAACUAAUAAAAAGUUUAUUGAAAAAAAAAUGUUUAAUUGUAAUAAAAUGGCUAAAUGCAGUCAAUAUUUCAGAGUGAAGGUAAUUUUUAUAAAACCUUAUUUUUGAACUAGUUUGAGAUUUUCAAUUAUUUCUUCAGUAAUGAAAUAUGGUAUGUAUAAUGGAUAUAUAAAAUUAUAUAUACCUUCUUUAUUUGAAUCCAAACAUCUUGUUUGCUUUAUUGAAAUUAUUAUUAAAUGUUCUGUAGUGUUUUUAUGUUUUAAACAUUAUAGUUAAUGUAAUUUUUGUGUGUAUCUGUUUGU